Messenger RNA from Colletotrichum truncatum, 8952 nucleotides. NCBI's taxonomy places the organism in Eukaryota, Fungi, Ascomycota, Sordariomycetes, Glomerellales, Glomerellaceae. The record is from RefSeq and is a predicted model, not a curated record.
AUGGAUCCUAAAGAACCUAUUGUCAUCGUUGGCAGUGCCUGCCGAUUUCCAGGCAAGGCUGAUUCUCCUUCGAAGCUCUGGGAGCUUCUGCAGGAGCCAAAAGACUUACAAUCUGAGGUUCCCAAGGAAAGGUUCAACAUUGAUGCCUUUUACCACCCUGACGGGUCGCAUCCGGGACGUACAAACGCCCGCCAUGGCUACUUUCUGCAAAAUAACCUUCGGGCCUUUGAUGCCCCUUUCUUCAACAUACAACCCGUAGAAGCAGAGACUAUGGAUCCGCAGCAGCGUCUGCUGCUUGAAACCACAUACGAGGCUCUUAAUUCUGCGGGAUUGAGGUUACAAGAUCUGAGAGGAUCUGACACCGCAGUGUACGUUGGUCUGAUGACCCACGACUUCGAGGUGACCAAGUACCAUGAUUUGCAAAACACCGGUACCUACCUUGUUACCGGUGCGGCAACCAGUAUUAUUUCGAAUCGCCUGUCGUAUUUCUUCGACUGGCAUGGGCCUAGCAUGACAAUCGACACGGCAUGCAGCUCAUCUCUCGUUGCUGUUCAUGAAGCCGUACAGCAAUUAAGGAGUGGCGCUAGUACGGUAGCCGUUGCCGCUGGCGCAAAUCUCAUUCUGUCACCUGUCUCAUACAUCUCUGAAAGUAAACUGAGCAUGCUGUCCCCAACAGGCCGUUCGCGCAUGUGGGACGCUGCCGCUGACGGCUAUGCCAGAGGGGAGGGUAUUUGCUCGGUAGUUCUGAAGACGCUCAGCCAGGCGCUACGAGAUGGAGACAACAUUGAGUGUGUCAUCCGUGAGACGGGAGUCAAUCAGGAUGGCCGCACCACUGGUAUCACUUUACCUAGCCACUCCGCUCAGGAGGCACUCAUCCGGGAGACAUAUGCGAAAGCUGGGCUUGACUUAUCCAAGCCUCAAGACCGUUGCCAGUUUUUUGAGGCUCACGGAACGGGAACCCCAGCUGGCGAUCCCCAAGAAGCCGAAGCAAUCGCAACGGCAUUCUUUGGCGGCGGGAAUGGCGACCGCACUGAGCUGCCGCCGCUUCUUGUUGGUAGUGUGAAGACGGUCAUCGGUCACACUGAAGGAACUGCUGGUCUCGCCGGCCUAAUGAAAGCGUCACUCGCAGUUCAACACGGCAUUAUCCCGCCGAAUCUGCUAUUUGACCAGCUCAGUCCUCGUGUAGCGCCUUUUUACCAGAACCUACGCAUCGCCAGAGAAGCUCAAGCAUGGCCAGCAACGCAGAGCAAGUCCCGAACAGCAACUCUGAUACGAUUGACAGGUUUUGGUGGUACAAACGCGCACGUCAUUAUUGAAGAGUACAAGGGUAGCAGCACCCAACAAGCACCCUCGAAGCCCAAACAGAUCAGCUCUACACGCGGUUUGCCCUUGGUGUUAUCGGCCAAGUCUGAAGCAUCCCUGCGGAAAUACAUGGAGCGCAUUCUUGAGCUUAUCAACACGAGCCCGGAGCUGGAUAUCUUGGAUCUUGCUUGGACGUUGCUCCGCAAGCAGUCCGCCCUAUCCCGUCGCUACUCCGUCGCUGGCCAUACGAAGGAGUCCAUUUCCGCUACGCUGACAGCCGCCCUCAAGGAAAGCAAGAUUGAGGCGAACCCUGGUUCCAAGAGCUCGAGCGGUGACAACAUUUCACUCUUGGGCAUUUUUACGGGUCAGGGCGCACAAUGGCCCGGCAUGAUGAAGGGGCUCAUGUCUACCAUUCCGUACGUUGAGGAUAUUGUCGCUGAGCUGGAUAAUUCACUUCAGACAUUACCAGCUGAGUAUCGACCAUCAUGGAUGUUGCGAGAGCAGUUUCUCCUGGAUGAAACAGAGUCCAACGUGGCAAAGGCAAGCUUUUCUCAGCCACUUUGCUGUGCUACUCAGAUAGUGCUCAUCAGACUCCUGGCUGCUGCAGGAAUCAAGUUUACCACCAUCGUAGGCCACAGUUCCGGCGAAAUUGCUUGCGCUGUCGCGGCCGGGUUGGUCAGUCCUGCGCAAGCCAUUCGGAUUGCCUACCUGCGCGGUGUCACCUCUCAGUAUGCUGCCUCGCCUCGAGGUGAAGCUGGCCUUAUGUUGGCGGCAGGAGUGUCUUUCGAAGAUGCGCAAGAGUUGUGCGAGCUGGAUGCUUUUGAGGGUCGUGUAUGUGUUGCGGCCAGCAACUCGCCUGACAGCACAACCAUUUCCGGCGAUGAAGACGCCAUCACCCAAGUCCAAGAUAUUCUGGAGGAUGAGUCCAAGUUCGCCCGACUGUUGAAAGUAGAUAAAGCUUACCAUUCUCACCACAUGCUUCCCUGUGCAGAGCCCUAUAUCAAGGCUCUCAAGGAGUGCGGGUGCGCAGUCGCUGACGGCGAUGAGUCGUCCUCCGUUGCAUGGUACUCCUCUGUCCACCUCAACACGCGCAUGAAGCUAAGCAACGUGACGGCUGAGUACUGGAAGGAUAACUUGGUCAGUCCAGUGCUGUUUAUGCAGGCUCUUGAGGAGGCCGCAAUCGAGCACCGCCCGCUCGACGCCGCCAUUGAAGUCGGCUGCCAUCCUGCUCUGAAAGCACCGGCCCUGUCUACACUCAAGGGAAUCGGCCUGGACGACUUGCCGUAUACUGGAUGUAUGCAGCGAGGUGGUGACGAUGUCGCCGCUUUUGCUGGUGCUCUUGGAUAUCUGUGGGAACGAUUUGCGGACUUGGAGCCUGUCAACGUGGACCAAUUUGUUGCCACGGUGUCGCCCGAGAAGCCCGAGAAUUUGAGCAAGACGUUGCCUAGGUAUCCUUGGGAUCACUCUCGUGUAUACUGGUCUGAGUCGCGUGCGAUCAACUCCUUCCUUCACGGACCUCGCCCUCAUCUGCUUCUAGGCUCGCUUUCAGCGGCCUCCACUGCUACAGUUUUGCAGUGGCAGAACAUCUUCAGAGUCAAAGACCAUGAGUGGAUGAAGGGGCACGGACUCCAGGGCCAGGCUUUGUUCCCAGCCGCGGGUUUCGUGGUUAUGGCCAUGGAGGCCGGUAUCCAUGUGGCGGGUGAUCGUCCGAUCAAGCUGGUUGAAGUUCUGGACUUGAGCAUCGAUAAGGCCAUCAUCUUCGAAGAUGAGACCAGCCCGGCCGAGGUCAAUCUUACAGCGAAGAUUGUCUCCCGUCCAUCAGACACGGAACAAGUCGUUUUAAGCUUCAGCAUCGACUCCUGCCUCAACAAGGAAACCAAGCUCUCGACGUCGGCUCAAGGCCAAGUCGUCGUCACUUUCGGAUCUGCGUCCUCCAACAGUCUUCCGCCAGUACAAGGAGAGCAUCCUCACAUGAUUGACCUCGACAUCAACUACUUCUACCGAGAGCUUGACUCCUUGGGAUACUGUUACGACAAGCUAUAUCGAUGCAUUUCGAAUAUGAGACGUGCCGACAGCAGAUCCGCCGGCACCCUUCCCAACCUCCGUCUAGAUGAUGGUGGGCUCCCUCUGGUGCUGCAUCCCGCCACCCUCGACUUGUCGUUCCAGACCAUCAUGGGAGCUUACUCCCAUCCCGGUGACAAGCGCCUCCGUUCCCUCUACGUUCCCGUUCACGUCGACAGGAUCGCAAUCGUUCCUGGGCUUUGUGCGGCGGCUCUCGAGAACUCGGGCGAACUACACUUCAACACAGCAAACACUUACGACAAGGGUGACUUUUUCGCCGGCUGUGUCGAGGCGUUUAGUACCUGCAACAAUCAUGCGGCUCUCUUCCACGUCGAGAACCUCGUUUUGAAGUCUCUGUCGCCGCCAACAGCGUCUGAAGACCACCGCGCUUUCACCACAACGGUCUGGGGUCCUUUCAUGCCCGAGACGCUUCUAGACGACCCGGCACUGUGGGCAACGGAGGAAGAUAAACGAGUCAUGCCCAUCAUCGAACGAAUCAUUUACUUCUAUAUUAAGAACUUCCUUCGCGACUUGACGGCCGAAGACCGCCAGAACGCCACAGCCCCCCAGCAGAGCUACAUCCACUGGUAUGACAAUGUCAUGGUCGAUGUUGCAGCCGGACGCCACCGGUGGUAUGAGAAGUCCUGGGAAGAUGACACAGCUGAAGACAUCCAGUUGCUUUGUGAAGCGAACUGGUAUCACCCCCAUGUGCGUCUGGCUCACAGAGUCAAUGAAAAUGCCAUAUCCACAAUCCGCGAAAACAGUAACCCCUUCUCGUGGAUGAACGAAGACGGUCUUUUGACAGAAUUCUACACCAGCCGUCUGUCCACAGGACCAGGCUGGGGCUAUGGCAAGAAAAUCGUUGACCAGAUUGCGCAUCGUUUCCAGUCCAUGGAUAUUCUGGAGAUUGGCGGUGGCACGGCUGGAGCUACGAGGUCCAUCCUGUCAAUUCCACAACUGGGUUUCAACAGUUACACCUUUACUGAUAUUUCUCCCGCUUUCUUCGAGAAGGCCCGCGAGGAGUUCGCCGUUCACCAGGACCGCAUGGAAUUCAGGAAGCUUGAUAUCUCCCGGAGUCCUGAAGAGCAGGGGUUCAAGCCUCAAUCUUACGACCUCGUUCUCGCGUCUUCCGUCCUGCAUGCUACACCCAACCUCACGGAGACGAUGGCAAAUGUGAGAUAUCUCCUGCGCCCUGGUGGCCACGCUGUAAUCCUUGAGGCUACCCACAAGGACCACACCCGUGUCGGUUAUCUCUUUGGUCUGUUCCCCGAUUGGUGGGCUGGCCGUGAUGAAGGCCGUGUCUUGGAUCCUUUCGCAACCAUUGAUGAGUGGGACGCUAUAUUCAAGCGUACCGGUUUCUCCGGAGUGGAGUGUCGUACUUUGGAUCGGGACGGUCACAUUUUCCCCAACUCACUCUUCACUACUCGCGCCGUAACUCCCAAGGUCACCAGAUUGUAUCAGCCGCUAGCAGCUCCAGUGUUGGAGUCGUAUGCGCCGCUCGUCGUCGUCGGGGGCAGCUCUUCUAAAGCAUCCCAUGUUGUGGAGGAGAUUAGCAAGAUUCUGUCGCACCGGGAGCCGAGUUUUGUCAAGAACCUGACGGACUUGCGCGACGCAACAUACGAGAACCACCCGACAUUUCUCAUUCUCUCCGAGUUCGACGAGGAAUUGUUCUUGGACAUCAAUGAGGCAAAGCUCGAAUCUGUCAAAUCCUUGUUUUCCCAGGCCGGCAACGUUCUCUGGGUUACGGAAGGCGCUUGGGUUUCCAACCCCCGUCAGGCUAUGACAAUCGGCAUGCUUCGUACCAUUCGUAACGAGUAUCCUGAAAUCAACGUUCAGGCGUUGGAUGUGGAUGAUGUCCAAUGCGUGAAGCCCAUGGUUCUCAUCGAGCAGCUUUUGCGGCUUGAGGAGUGGUCUGGAGCAAAGGAGGACGUCUUGUGGACUUACGAACCGGAGGUCUACGUGUCCAAGGGGACCUUACUGGUUCCGAGAAUCAAGCAUGACAUGCCUCGAAAUGAUCGUAUGGCUUCAGGACGCCGAAAGAUCUUUGCUCAAGCCUCUCCAGAAAAGGCUGCCCUUACUUUGCAACUGCCCGACAAAGAUCUGUAUCUGGAAUCCACCAGAGCCAAUGGCUUUGAAGGACAACGGGGCACGAAGAGCUUGGCCAUCAUUACACGUUUUGCUCUUGCAAAGGCUAUCCGUAUAGGAAACCUUGGAUACCUGCAUCUCUUGCAUGGCACCGUCAAAGGAACAGACAGGAAGGUCAUCGCAUUAUCUCAGAGCAACUCAUCCAUCGUCAACGUCCCGAGCACGCUUGUGUCCGACCUCCCCGCCGGUUCUGAACUCGCACCGUCUGUAUUACUCAACAUUGCGGCAAGCCUUCUCGCGCAAACGAUCGUGUCCAGCAUAGCCCCUGGCGCAUCCGCCCUCAUUUUUGAGCCACCCACGUUCUUCAUCAAUGCGAUAGCAACAGCCGCUGCAAAGCAACGCAUUCGCGUUCACUUCUUGUCAACUCAGCCACCUCCAGUCUCGUCAGAGUCCACCAAAGUGGCAUGGACUAGACUGCAUCCACAAGAGACGGACGAAGGCCUCAAGGAAAUUCUCCCCACCAAGGCGUCUGCCCUGUACGACUUGUCACAGGGCAACAGCGUCACGUCCUUGAGCACUCGCUUGGCCCGUCAUGUCCCUGCCAGCUGUUCCCAGAUCCGUCUUGGCCAUUUCUUCCAGGACAACGCCUCUUCUGUUGAUCAACAGGAAGACUUCAGUCCCGAACAAGUUGGAUUUGCUGCUCAAGCUGUCGCCACUGCAGUCGAAAGUCUCAUAAACGCAGGUCAAGUGGACGCGACGGCUAGACCAAUCAGCCAAGUGUCGUCGCCGCAGGAUGAUUUUGACGUGUCUACGGUGCUUGACUGGGCCGCAGAGGACCCUGUUCCCGCUCGAAUCCGGCCAAUCGACCACGGCAAGCUUUUCGUACCGGACAAGACCUACUUGCUUGUUGGCCUCGCAGGAUCCACAGGUCGCGCCCUCGCUCGCUGGAUGGUGACGAGGGGUGCUCGCUACAUUGUCCUCUCCAGUCGUAACCCACAGGCCCCCGAUCCCAAGUGGUUGAAGAAGAUUGAGAGACUGGGCGGGAACAUAACGGUGUUGCCCAUGGAUGUCUCCAAGAAAGAAUCUGUUGAUGCCGGCCUGGCUCAAAUUCGCCAAAAGCUGCCACCCAUCAACGGCAUUGCGUACGGGCCGCUCGUGUUGCACGACACGCUGUUCAGAAAUAUGGACAUCUCAAUGAUGCACCCCGUGCUCAAUGCAAAGGUUGUAGGAGCACAGCUUCUUCACGACUACUUUUCUGACCCGACUACCAACCCCCUGGACUUUUUCAUCAUGUGCUCGUCUGCUGCCACAACGGGAGGCAACCCUGGACAGGCCAACUACAACGCCGCGAACGCGUUCCUGCAAGCGCUCGCUCAAAAGCGCCGCACUAUGGGAUUAGCCGCCUCAACCAUCCAUAUCGGUGCGGUCAUGGGCGUCGGAUACCUAGCCACGCGUGAGGAAAAGUUCGACCUCCAGUCGGUGUCUGACAUGGAUCCUCUGGGAGAGGCCGAGUUCUGCACACUUGUAGCAGAGGCUGUCGUGUCCGGCCGGCCACCCUCGCCCCCUCCUGCUGAUGGCCAGGACCUGACUGCGAUGUCUGAGAUCGACAUUGGCACAGGUAUCCCGGAGCUCCACGCUCGGUUCAAGGACAGCCUGGUCUUUUACAGUGAUCCUCGGUUCGGUAACCUCAAGGUUCCCGAGAAGCGCGACAAGACCAGCUCUGGACUCAAGACCUCGAUCAAAGAGCAGCUGCUCACAGCCACAGGCCUGGAAGAAGUCCGCCAGAUCAUUAUUGACGGCAUGUGCGAGAAGCUACGCGGCACUCUUCAUCUUCCAGCCGACGAGGGCGUCGAUCCUGCUGCCCCCCUUAUCGAUCAAGGAGUUGACUCUCUAGGCGCCAUCACUGUCGCCUCAUGGUUCUCGAAUGAGCUGGUGCUUGAUGUUCCUAUUUUGAAGGUUCUCGGCGGUGCUUCCGUCGCAGAGCUCGCUGAGGAGGCAGCUGGAAGACUGCCAUCGGGUGCUAUUCCUCUGGUCGCAAGAGACCCUGACGCAGUUUCUGACGAGAGUGACACCUCUGCGAGUGCUUCCCAGUCAGAUUAUGGCGCUCAAACACCCAUCUCAACCCCGACCACGGAAGUUGACGACGCCGAUCGUGAUCCUGAUGUGCUCCGCAAGGCGCCCUUGUCGCUUACGCAAGAAUACUCUUGGAGUCUCCAGCAGCAGUUGGCCCACGAUCCAACAAUCUUCCAUAACACUGUUGGACUAGUUAUGGAAGGCAACUUGGACCUGGAGCGCCUGUCAAGGGCUGUGGCAACUGCUUUCAGCCGUCACGAGAUCUUCCGCACAGCCAUCAGGUCAGACUCCGAGAACGCUGAGCAGGCGGCGCAGGUGGUAUUGAAGGCCCCGACGAGAGGUCUCCAGUGCAUCGAAGUGCCGGAUCGCGCAGCCGCGGAAGAAAAGCUGAAGCAAUUGGAAACUGAGAAAUAUGAGCUGGCCGCGGCCGAGGCAUACAAGAUCGUAGACCUUUACUGGGCGCCAGACCGUCAUAUGCUUGUGAUUGCUUAUCACCGCCUCACAGGCGACGGUUCGACCACGGAUAACCUCUUUGUCGAAUUGACGCAGCUGUACAACGGCACUCAGUUACCUGCUCCACCCCAAUACGCCGACUUUGCCGUCAAGCAACGAUCUGAUCUCAAGAACGGCCGGAUGGAUGCCGACAUCACCUAUUGGAAGUCCAUUUACGCAACCAUGCCGGCGGUGAUGCCCAUACUGGCACUUCCUCAGGCGCAGCAACAGAGAGCCACGGCUUUGUCCUGGCAACAGCACACGAGCAGUGCCCGUUUGAGUUCCGUGAUCGCCAUGCGAAUCAAGGAAUCCGCUCGUCAGCUUAAAGCAACUCCUAUGCAAUUCUACCUUGCCGCUUAUAAGACUCUUCUGGCUCUGUUAAGCGGACAGAGAGAUAUUGUCAUCGGCAUUGCGGAUACGAACCGCUCCAGCAUUGAUGACAUAUCCACCAUGGGCUUCUUCGCCAACAUGCUACCCAUACGGAUGGAACACGAGCCGAACGACAAGUUCGCCGAGGUACUCGCCGAAACCAAGGAUCGCAUGCGCCAGGCAAUGCUGCAUUCCGCCGUGCCUUACAGCGUCACGCUGCAGCGCCUGGGUCUCCUGGGACAACAAAACUCUCCCUCGGCCAGAGAGAUGACGCACGCCCCGCUGUUCCAGGCCGUUUUCGACUACAGGCAAGGCGAGCGAGCCGACAGCGGAAAGAUUGGUGACGCUUCCAUUGUCAAGGUCAUGGUUUCUCGGGAGCGAACCCCUCAUGAUGUCAGCCUCGAGAUGGCAGACGAUCCUUCGCGCGAUCCCCUCCUUACAGUCAAGCUGCAGAGCUCCCUCUACGGUCCGCAGGAUCCUCAGACUUUCUUGAAGUUGUAUGAGUCUGUUCUUGCAACGCUCUCAGUGAGCACGACGAUGCGUGUUGGGGAUAUAAAGGUCGGCGUUUAG